Molecule: messenger RNA, 1351 nt
Organism: Lethenteron reissneri (Far Eastern brook lamprey)
Lineage: Eukaryota; Metazoa; Chordata; Hyperoartia; Petromyzontiformes; Petromyzontidae
Biological process (GO): intermediate filament cytoskeleton organization; wound healing
Cellular component (GO): membrane; cytoplasm; intermediate filament
Molecular function (GO): structural molecule activity
Source: RefSeq, a predicted model, not a curated record
AUGGCCUGCUCGCCGGCCAAUCGCAUCGGUCCAUCAGCGCGGCGCUUCGAACGUCGCGAAUUUGACCGCAGGCAAAAUUUGCGGCGGUGGAUGUCGGAGCGGUUCCAGCUGAGUGACCUGCAGCGCGACGCCGCGCGUGGCGGCGCGGCGUUUCAGUCGCUCCGCUCCUCGCUGUCCGAGUCGGAGGCGGCGAGCGAGCGGCUGCUGGGGACGCUGGCGGGGACCGGCGCCGGGGAGCCGGCGGCGCGGGCUUGCCGCGACGCCGUGGACGGACUGCUGGGGCGCUGGGCCGACGCCACGCAGCGGCUGGCGGCACGGCUGGGCGACGCGUUGGCGCUCGAGGGCGGCCUGCGCGCCUACUGGGACGGCCGCGACUGGCUCCGUGCAUUCCUGGCCGACGCCGGCGCCCGGCAGGACGCGCUGGAUCUCCGUGGCGAGGAUCGCGACGCAACGCGGGAGGGGGCGGUGAGCACGCUGCACGUGCAGAAGACGCUGCUGGUGGAGCUGGAGGAGAACGAGCACAAGCUGAGCGAAUGCGGGGAGCGGGCCAAGCAGUGCGCCGCUCACAUGAAGGCCUACGACAUCGCGGUGAAGAGCUACCGGACUGCGGUCGAGGUCCGCGUUGGUGCUCCAGCCAAGGGGCAGGACAUGGCUUCGUCGGGCGACGUCCUCACGGCAGAGGUGCAGGAGUUGAACUCGGGCUACGCCGAGCUGAUGGGCCGAGCUCGUUCCAACCUGGAGGCCCUGGAGAGCCACCUGCUUCACCUGGAGACCUGCGAGAAGGACUCUGCGAGCGUCUCGCUGGCCAACGGCGACGCGGACGACCCCGACCGCCGCCGCAAGGAGGAGAUCUCAUUCCAGGGCCUGCGCGGCGGCGCCGUGACGCUGUGGCAGCUAGAACGCGCCGGCGCCGUGGACCCCGACACAUCGCUGCAGCUCGUCCGUGGCUCCCUCUCCGUCGAGGACGUCUCUGGCGCCUUCGAACUGCUACCUGGACGGGCGCCGCAGCGUCGUCGGACUGCUCGUGGAGGCCACGGGCCAGAAGGUGUCCCCGUACGAGGCCUUCCACCGCGGCCUGCUCAAGCCUGCCGCCGCCCUGGAGCUGCUCGAGGCCCAGGCCGCGACGGGUCUCCUCGUCGACCCGGCCGACGGCAGGCAGCUUCACCGUGGAGGAGGCCGUGAGCCACGGCCUGGUCGGCCGGGAGUUCGAGCAGCAGCUGCUUGAGGCCGAACGGGCCGUCACGGGAUACGUGGACCCGGCCACCGAGGCCAAGGCGUCGCUCUUCCUGGUGAUGCAGCGGGGGCUGAUCCCGCGCGAGCAGGCCCUGCGUCUGCUCGAGGCCCAGCUGGC